This is a messenger RNA of Culex pipiens pallens (northern house mosquito), 1843 nucleotides long. Its product is annotated as serine protease inhibitor 28Dc-like. The transcript is spliced from 3 exons. Bases 124 to 1581 code for a protein of 485 amino acids. Gene Ontology annotation, molecular function: serine-type endopeptidase inhibitor activity. Lineage: Eukaryota; Metazoa; Arthropoda; Insecta; Diptera; Culicidae. The record is from RefSeq and is a predicted model, not a curated record.
UGUCUAGAGCGUAGAGUCGUUUAGUAGCGUGCGAUAGCUCGUCCCAGAAGGGUACUGACAUUCUGACUUAUCUUUUGUGUUUGUGUAACUGAAAGUAACAACGAUUUAAGCCGAGGAACAACCAUGCGAACGUCGGCAGUCCUCAUAUUUGCGAUAAUUUGCUGCGCAGCAGUCCCAGCACAAUCGCAGAACCCACAAGCAACGUUUACCUAUCUACUUAGACGUUCGACCACACCCAACCCUCGGAGGCUUGCCAAAACCAACACGGGUCGGCUUUCGAGCAGAUCUUCGGCCCUUACCAGCCCAACUGCGGUGACCCCGGCCAGAAACGAUGCCCAACUGUCGGCUGCCGUCGCCGACCUGGCCUUUGCCAUUGGGCAGCAUUCCAACGAUCUGGACGUGGCUGCGGACAUUUUCUCACCGGUCAGCAUCAUGGCCGUGCUGAAUCUGCUGCUGCUGGGCGCCGAAGGCACGACCUACCGGGAACUGCUUGGGGCACUCCGAUUGGGGAAUGUCCCCAUGAAAGAGUAUCACCCGAGGGCGGCUGGAAUGACCCGGAAUCUGUUGGCGGAGAAUUCGCUCGAGCUGGACCAGCUGGCAUGGAAGGGAAAAAACUGUGUGGUGUACGAGUACGAGGAUGAUGAAGAGGAAGAGGAGGUACAGCCCGUGAAGUCAAAAACCAAAGAGCUGCGCAUCGCCAACGCCAUCUUCACCCAGAAACAGCUGCCAAUCAACGCGAAAUUUGUGUCCCUAGCCAACCAGCUGUACGGCGCGAACACUCAGGCGGUGAACUUUUUAGACUCUCUGUCGACGACCUCCCUCAUCAACAAGUGGGUCUCCCAGGCCACCAACGGUCGGAUCCGCGAGGUCACCAACGGGCAGUUCUCGCCCGAGACCAACAUGGUCAUCGCCAGCUCGCUGUACUUCAAGGCCACGUGGAUGACGGAGUUCACCGCGUACGCAACCCGACCUCGUGACUUCUUCCCGGACGGAUCUUCCCGGGGUGGGGCCGCGUUCAAGGUGGACAUGAUGUCCCUGACCGAGUGUCUGCCGUUCUACUCGGACAAGGCCAGCGGCAUCAAAAUGGUCGGUUUUCCAUACAGCGACAACGCCACCACCAUGUACGUGCUGAUGCCCAAAGACUCGUCUCGGGCGAAGCUUCGUAACCUUCAGAAGCAACUCUCGGCCAAACAGCUCGAUUCGAUGAUCUCCGGAAUGACCCGGCGAACCACCACGGUCAACUUCCCCCGGAUGCAGCUGGCCAGCAGUACAAACCUGGAGAAGUCGUUCCGUCGACUGGGCAUCAAAACGCUCUUCAACGCCCAGCAGAGCAACCUCAACGGAAUGCUGGACCAGUCGGCCCGCAACAAGAUCCCGCUGUUUGUGAGUCAAAUCAACCACAAGGUCAACCUGAGUGUGGACGAGCACGGAACGGAGGGUGCGGCCGUCACGGUUACCCUGGUCGAUCGGUCCGCCUCGCAGGCCUACCUGAACGCGAACGAGCCGUUCCUGAUCUACGUCCGUCACGAUCCAACGCGGUUACCGCUGUUCUACGGGGCCGUGUUUGACCCACGGGGUUAAAGGGGGGAAACCCUCAAACGAUCACAACCCGUUGAUGAUGCCAAAGAAUAACAAAACGUUACGUUUAAAGCAGUGCUGACGGUGUUCUACGGAGAGGUGCCACUGUAACAAAGUAGUACUUAGGCGCAUAUGUUUUUAAUUAUUAACUCGAAUAGCAUACACAGGUGCUAAUCCUAGGAUAGUGUCCUAUUUAUAAUAGUUUUAACAUUGUUGUAAACAAUCGUGACACAGGGUACAAACUGCAACGUUUCACUAUUAAACA